Messenger RNA from Haplochromis burtoni (Burton's mouthbrooder), 1225 nucleotides. RefSeq names its product crystallin, zeta (quinone reductase) (gene cryz). The record is from RefSeq and is a predicted model, not a curated record. The transcript is spliced from 8 exons. Gene Ontology annotation, cellular component: cytosol. Gene Ontology annotation, molecular function: quinone reductase (NADPH) activity; NADPH binding; mRNA 3'-UTR binding. Bases 114 to 1127 code for a protein of 337 amino acids. NCBI's taxonomy places the organism in Eukaryota, Metazoa, Chordata, Actinopteri, Cichliformes, Cichlidae.
UCAACAAAUGCCCCAAAACGUAGAAGAAGCAGCGCAAUUUGACGCAGUGUGGAAGUCCUGAAGAGUACGACGUCCGAGUUUCAAGGUUGAUUUAUCUGAACGCAUGUGCGGGCAUGUCAGGCAGCAGGUUGAUGAGAGCCAUUAGAGUGAGUGAGUUCGGAGCUCCGUCAGUCCUCAGACUGCGCUCUGACGUGACUGUUCCUCAGCCCGGGCGCACACAGGUGUUGAUCCGUGUCCAUGCCUGUGGAGUGAACCCUGUGGAAACUUACAUCCGAGCUGGGACGUAUGCAAGGAAACCCACCCUGCCUUACACACCUGGCUCUGAUGUAGCAGGAGUGGUGGAAUCAGUUGGAGAAGGAGUGACUGCAGUGAAGGCAGGGGAUCGUGUGUUCACCACAGCUACAGAGACUGGAGGCUAUGCAGAGUACACUGUAGUAGCUGGCGACUCUGUUUACAAGCUGCCUGAUGCUUUAGACUUCACACAGGGAGCAGCCAUUGGGAUCCCGUACUUCACCGCCUACAGAGCUCUGAUCCACAAAGCGCACGCCAAGGCUGGAGAGACCGUUCUUAUCCAUGGAGCCAGUGGAGGGGUGGGCAUUGCAGCCUGUCAGUUGUCCCGUGCUCUGGGUCUUCAGGUUUUUGGGACAGCAGGGACACCAGAGGGGAUGAAGUUGGUCCUUAACAAUGGAGCUCACCUGGCCUUUAAUCACAGACAAGAAGAAUACACAGACAAAAUCACGGAAGCCACAAAGGGCCGAGGUGUAGAUGUGAUAGUGGAGAUGCUGUCAAAUGUCAACCUCAGUAAGGACCUCCAGAUGCUGGCCUAUGGAGGGCGAGUGAUGGUUGUUGGCUCCAGAGGAUCUAUAGAGAUCAAUCCCAGAGACACCAUGAUUAAAGAGAGCAGCAUAGUGGGAGUGGCCCUUUUCUUUGCAACACCGGUACAAAACAACAGCAUCACAAAAUUUGAGGAGUUGAAGGAGUGUGGAGCUCUACUGUAUGCAGGGAUGGAAGCUGGUUGGUUGCGUCCGGUCGUUGGUUCCCAGUAUCCGCUUGAAAAAGCUGCCCAGGCCCACCAUGAUAUCAUUGAGUCUCCCGGGGCUGCUGGGAAGAUGGUCCUGACUAUGUGACGACCAUGUAAUGGGUCACAGGUCACCUUUACACUUUUUACAGUUCAGGCUGUUUUUAAAUGGGUGAUACUUUAAUAAAAAUUUUCAGGAACAGUUAA